Gracilinanus agilis (Agile Gracile Mouse Opossum) is the source of this 786-nucleotide messenger RNA. RefSeq names its product transmembrane protein 270 (gene TMEM270). NCBI's taxonomy places the organism in Eukaryota, Metazoa, Chordata, Mammalia, Didelphimorphia, Didelphidae. The transcript has 2 exons. The annotation marks the transcript as partial. The record is from RefSeq and is a predicted model, not a curated record.
AAUCGGAUUCAUCUGUACAAUUUUCUGCUGCUGAAGAUUUUCCUCUUCAACCACUGGGUGUCAGGGUUAGCCCGAGAAGCGGAGGGCUCUGGGUGCCUGGUCCCCGCCCCGACCCCAGCCUGCCUCUUCUGCCCCCUGGGUGCCCUGAUGAGGAGCCUGGUGACCCUGUGGAGCGCCCUGCUCUUCCUGGCUCUGCGCCUGCCCGGGCUGGCCCUGACGCGCAUGCUGAGCUCCCCCCUGGCCCUGUGCCACCUCUGCCAGGCCUCCUGGGGCCAGCUGGGCUUCUUCUGGGGCCUCUGGAAGAACCUGCUCCAUUACUGGUUUCAAAGCCUGCUGCUCGGGGUCCUGGUGGUCCUCUUGAUCACGUGGAGGCUUUGCCAGACGGCCCAUCGCUUCAGUAUCAAGCAGCUGAGGCGGCUGGUGAGUGGACAGAGGCCGGGCAGAGGCCGGGCACAGGGUGUGGACACGGAGAGGACAGGGAGCAGUGACCGGGGAGAGCGGAGACCACGGCCAGUCGGGGUGCUGCUGGAUAAUCGCUUUUCCCUGGAGUUCCUGGGCCUCAUGCGGCAGCUGUACUGGCACGUGGAGAGCACGGCGGCCCUCACCUCCUGGCACCUGGCCUACGUCGUGACCUGGGCCACCUGCCUGGCCUCACACAUGCUCGAGGCGGCCUUCGAACACACGGCCCGCCUGGCCCAGGCCCAAGAAGCAGACCCGGACAUAGUGUGGGAAGACAGCGCCAUGGAGGUGAUGCUUCCCGAGGAGCCCAAAGUCUUGGAUGAAUAA